AAUUGUGAAGGAGGUAAUGGUUCGAUCUGAAAUCUAAAUAUAAACAGAACUUAUCUCUUCUGUAUUGAUAUUUAUUUUUGAUAUGAUAUUGCAAUCGACAGAUCAAGAAAUAGAACUGGGAGUAGUCUGGUGUUCUGUUCAUCGAAAUGUUGUGGACCAAUUUGAUGCUGCUUCUCACACUGGGUAUUCAUACCUCUAGUGCAAAAUGUAGACUGUAUGAGAAUAACAUAAUGGCUGAAUGCAUUUCAUUGGAUGAGGAACAAUUAUUGGCUUUUAUAGAAGAGAGUGGCCGUAGGCUGGGAUACCUGAAAGUAGAGAAUUCUUUCAUCCCACACAUAGAAAUGAUGCCAAUACGUUACAACAGUUUAAGAUCUCUCAUCAUGAGAAAUUCUAGGAUCGCUACGAUCGCCAAACUUGGCCAGGUUUUGAGAGAAACCGGAAAUUUGAGGGAAAUAGAUUUGAGUUUUAACACCAUCAAAGAAAUCAGUUUUCUCGUGGACACAAGCAGUUUGAACAAAAUUUCCCUACAUCACAAUCAAAUAGAAUUUUUGGACGCGUCAGCUUUAACAUUAAACAGUGAACUGUUUUAUUUGGAUUUGAGUUAUAACAACAUCAAGAAUCACACUUCAUUACAAAAUUACUAUUUGAAUUCUUUGAACCUAAGUCAUAACUCCAUAGAAGAGAUUAAAGGUUCAUUCGAACAAUUGACGAAUAUUAUAACGAUAGAUUUGAGUUUCAACAAACUGAGGAAAGUGUCAGUCGAUGAUUUUGGGAACUUGAGUCGAAUACAGUAUCUGAAUUUGAGCCACAAUGAGAUUUACACCAUUCAAUAUGAUCCUCCCAGUAUGUAUGAAAGUAGGUAUCUCUUUUGGAGAUAUUAUACAAGCAAUGGAGUUUUGGACUUAUCCCACAACAAAUUGAAGAAUUUCAGUCAUAUUUUCAACGAUAAAUCUAUAGAUCGACCUCUGAAGUCGAUCAAUCUGGAGAAUAAUAAUUUAGAAGAUAUAAGCUUCUUGGCGAACCUCACCAGAGAAAACAGUGUCCAAACACUUAUAUUCCGCCAUAAUAAAAUCAAAAAGCUGCAUCCCUUCAACUUCAGGGGUUUCUCCUUGGAUAAACUGGACAUCUCUUUCAACCAGAUCGAAUCAAUACCCUCCGCAGCAUUCCAAAGGAUGAGCGACUUGACAGAACUGUUUCUCGACCACAACCAGAUAACAUAUCUGAACGAUUCGAUAUUUGAUAAUUUACGUUUUCUAAGGCUACUGAAUCUGUCCUACAAUCCAAUCGAAACAGUCAGUCAAAUGAUUUUCGGGAAAUUAACGCUUAACGUACUAGAUCUAUCGCACUGUCUCCUCUCAGAAGUUCCAGUGGGUAUCUUCAGCAAUAAGACCAUUUUCGAGAUUUACCUAAACGACAACAACAUUAAAACCAUCAAACCGAACACGUUCUCUUCGUUGUAUGUACUCGAUUUGAGUAAUAACAAAAUGAAACGACUACAACCCAAACUGUUCUCUGGUAUAAGGAUCGGAGGAUAUUUGAAUUUAUCCAACAAUCCUCUGGAAAGCCUGGAGAGGGUUUUCGAUGAUGCAAAAAUCGAUAGAGUCUCUCUAACUAAUUUGUCACUUUCUAGAUUGACCAAGAUGGACGUGAGAGGGUUGAAUAUGACGUAUUACUUGGAUUUAAGCCACUCUGGUAUCGAAGAAAUAGACAGCAACAUUUUCGAUGGGUGCUCAGUCAUGACGGACCUUUAUCUGGAUGACAACUUCUUAAAGAUGAUACCCAGUAACUUGUUUGGGUUCAACGAUCAGCUGGUAACCCUGAGUAUAGUGGGUAACCCACUAUCCAUAAUACCAUUAGAUUCUUUCCCUCACAAGAUAGGACUGAAACAUUUGCACUUGACAAUCAACGGAAAUAUCCUGAAGAAGCGUUUUUUCAACAUGAUCUUUUUAACAGACCUCCACAUCGUCAACUCCAAGAUAACCAAGUUGCACAAACACAGUUUCAAAGGGCUGAUCAGCUUGAAGAAGUUGGAUUUCGAAAAUUCCACAGUGUCUAAGAUAGAACCCGGUUCUUUCUUGGGCCUCAGGAACGUUGUGUCGGAUUUCGACGCCCAAAACCUCUUCUCCAACAUCAGCAACCUCAGGUCCAAGACGUUCGUGGGCUUGGAAAGACUGCAAACGUUGAAUCUGUCCAGUUUGGCGGUCGUGACCAUCGAAGACUGCGCGUUUUGCGGACUCGACAGUCUGGUGAAUCUGAGCCUCAGCAACAACAAGAUCGGGGACUUGCCGAAGAACUCUUUCGUCGGCUUGAAGACGCUCAAAACGCUAGAUCUGUCCAAUAACAAUCUGACCGGCAAAGAGUCGACCUUCCCCAUAGGGAUCUUCAAGGAACUGGUGAAUUUGACGCAUCUGCACCUUCAGCACAACAGGAUCAUCAAGUUUCACAUCGGGGAAUUCUCGAACCUGAGGAAUCUGAGGUUUCUGAACUUAUCCCACAACCAGUUGAGUUACCUGGACAGGCAUCUUCUGUUUCCGCUCAGGAAUUUGGAGGUUCUGGACAUCAACUCCAAUCAUGUCAUUAAAUUCGACUAUCACUUCACUUUGAAGCAUUUGUCGUCCCUGAAAACGAUAGGUAUAGGUGAGAAUAAGUGGCCUUGCGAGAAUAUGACCAUAAUGCUGAACGAUUUCGAAGAGCACGGUGUUAACUACAGGGCGAUCAGUAAGCUGGAAUUCGACGUUGAGAAUAUGGGAGGAAUUUAUUGUGUUCACGUUUGCAACUACCUUUAUUGUCCUACUGAGGAGGAUUUGGUAGUGACUUAUUGAUGCCUCACUGUUUGAAUUAAAAUGUUACGAGAU
Coccinella septempunctata (seven-spotted ladybird) is the source of this 2855-nucleotide messenger RNA. RefSeq names its product toll-like receptor 3. The record is from RefSeq and is a predicted model, not a curated record. Lineage: Eukaryota; Metazoa; Arthropoda; Insecta; Coleoptera; Coccinellidae. Gene Ontology annotation, molecular function: protein binding. The transcript has 2 exons. Bases 147 to 2822 code for a protein of 891 amino acids.